Amaranthus tricolor (Joseph's coat) is the source of this 1409-nucleotide messenger RNA. RefSeq lists its product as uncharacterized. The record is from RefSeq and is a predicted model, not a curated record. The transcript is spliced from 10 exons. The coding region runs from base 216 to 1184 and encodes 322 amino acids. NCBI's taxonomy places the organism in Eukaryota, Viridiplantae, Streptophyta, Magnoliopsida, Caryophyllales, Amaranthaceae.
AUCAACUUUGCAAGACAAAAAUCUGUGAGAAUCGGAAGUCAAGUUGAUAAUUAUCCCUUUCAAUUUUCAUCAAAACACUUGAGACUGGAGAAGUGUAAAACAGCUUAAACCCCAGGAAAAUUCCUUCUUUCUUUCACCAUAAAAUCACAAAGCAAAAGCCAGCCAACUUCUUAGUAAUAUCAAAAAAAUCCCGCCCGGAAAAAAGAAAAAAAUCCAUGGCCUUAUCCAUUUCUUCUACAUCCCAAGUUUCAAUCUUUAACAUCCCAUCUACUCAAUCCCCCAAAAUCUUCCCAUUUUCUGUUUGCUUAAAUUCCAUUACAUUAAACUGUAGUAAACUGCAAUCGAUUGUUUGUGCAGCUGCUAAGCAACAAAGUGGUUCAUCAGUGAAGUCUAAUAAGAAGAGGAAAAAGAAACCAGCUCCUAUUUCUAAAGAUUUGAGCUUUGAAGAUUUGGGAGUUUUGGAGGAGGGAGAAAGUGGAUUUGAAGAGGAGGAAGAUAGUGGUAAUGGAAAGUCUAAACGUUCAGAGGCUUAUAUUCCUCUUCCUUUACCAAAGCCACCAGCUGGGUUUGUGAUUGAUGAGCAAGGACAGGUUUUAAUGGCGGCUUCAAGGAGAAUUGCCACUAUCGUUGAUCCAACCAAUAACCUUCCAUUGGAGUGCAUGAUCAGGAGAGUAUUCAAAAAUUCUAAAGGGGAUGAUUGUUUGUUGCUUUGCCCAGUUGAUAUGCCUGUUCAGAUUUUGAAGAGCACAAAUAUCGAAGGAUGGUCAGCUGUUAGUGAUGAGGAUGUUGAAGCUCUACUUCCAACAGCAGCUUAUGCUCUUGCUAAGAUACACAUGCAUUUGGUGCAUAGUGGGUUUUGUUAUACGGCCCGUGGAGGAUUUUGUUACUCGGAAGAUAGCAUUUUUGAAUUUCGAUCAGAUGAUGGACAAGAUAUAGAUGGUGUGCCAACCGAAGGUGUUGAAAUUACGUGCUUCCAUAUGAACGGGUCACAUUAUAUGAUUUACACACCUUCGGAUCCACUCCUUUUUGUCGCCAUUAAGGAAGAGAAUGGCCAGCUGAGAAUCGCAGACGAUGAACUUUUGGACGACCCUGCUGUUGUAAGUGCAAUAGAUGAGGAGACCGAAUUCAACGCAUUAGUGGAGGAGGAAGCCGCUCUUUUGGAAUCGGUGUUUGGUGAGAGAUGAUGUACAAAUGGACAUUGUUUUUCUGUAGAAAUAGUUCUUGUUGUACAGGAAAUUUUGUUUGUAUAAUUUGCAUUAUAUUAGAUGGGAAGAAAUGGAUUAUAUUAAGUUACACAUGUGUUAAGGUCUUAGGCAGUUGUAACUACUAGUAAUGCAUGGUAAUUUGUCGGAAGAUGUUUGUUAAAGGAACACUUGACUUAAUAUUAUCUACUUGUGCGUGUCUUACCA